CGCCCGCCCCGCGCCCUCGGGAGCGGUGAGUGGCCGCGCCUCGCGCGUCCGCACCCACGACCCGCCCCUGCGCGGGCCACCGGCGGGCCCCGCCUUUUCAAUGUGUCUCCGGGGACGGCAGCGGGGAAGCCGGCCCGGAGCUGCCCGUGACCUCCGGAGAGAGGACCCGCACGGCCGCCGGCCUGCCGUGGGGGCUGCACACCUGAUUUCUCGGGGUGUCUGUCAGCCGAACCCCACGCUGAUCUCUCUGAACAGGUGGAUCGCACCUCACCCCCGGUGCCCUCUGCUCCCUGGAUCCGUGCAAGUCCCAGCGUCUGCUCGCUCCCUCCUCCCGUGCCGUCCCGCCGGCGUGCUAGGGAAAGGGCCUCACACCCCCAGAGGCUCUGCCAGUCUUUUUGCUGUGCUUCGUUCAUCCUCACCUGAGGACAUCUGCCCAUUGACUUUAAGAGAUGGUUGUAGGGAGAGGGAGAGAUGGAAACAUCACACGUGAUUGGUUGCCUCCUGCCCAGACCAGGGCCAGGGAUCCAGCCUGCAACUGAGGGAGAUGCCCUUGACUGGAAUCGACCCCGGGACCCUUCAGUCCCCCAGGCGGUGCUCUCUCCACUGAGCAACGGGCCAGGGCAACACCCAGACAGUUCUAGGAAUUACCAAUAGAGCAACUAUGCUAAUAUUGAGUAAGACAGCAAGAGUUCUUCCGAAACCAUCGAGAAGGAGACUGUAUGAGUACGUAAGAGGCUUCCACUUCCAUCCUGGGAAAGCCUGUCCUCACAGAGCGGUGCUGGGAAUUGAGACCAGUUGUGACGACACUGCAGCUGCUGUGGUGGAUGAAACUGGAAAUAUUUUGGGGGAAGCAAUACAUUCCCAAACGGAAGUCCACUUAAAGACAGGCGGGAUCAUUCCCCCCGUGGCCCAGCAGCUUCACAGAGAAAACAUCCAGCGAAUAGUGCAAGAGGCGCUCUCCGCCAGCCGGGUCCCUCCGGGCGAGCUGGCAGCUGUGGCGACCACCACCAUGCCUGGCCUCGCCCUGAGCCUGGGUGUGGGCCUGUCCUUCAGCCUGCAGCUGGUGGGCCAGUGGAAAAAGCCCUUUAUCCCCAUCCACCACAUGGAGGCGCAUGCGCUGACCAUUAGGCUGACGGAUAGAGUGGAGUUUCCCUUUUUAGUGCUCUUGAUUUCUGGAGGCCACUGUCUGCUGGCCUUGGUCAGAAGCGUCUCAGACUUCCUGCUUCUUGGGAAGUCUUUGGACAUAGCGCCGGGCGACAUGCUUGACAAGGUGGCGAGGAGGCUGGCCCUGGCGAAGCACCCGGAGUGUGCCGCCAUGAGUGGCGGGAGGGCCAUCGAGCACUUGGCCAAACGGGGAAACAGACUGCACUUUGAUCUCACGCCGCCCAUGCACCGCGCUAAGAACUGUGACUUCUCCUUCUCUGGACUGCAGCAUGUGAUCGAUAGGAUAGUGACAAGGAAGGAAAGAGAGGAAGGCCUGGAGCCGGGCCAGGUCCUGUCCUCCGCCCCCGACAUCGCGGCUGCCGCCCAGCACGCCAUUGCCUGCCACCUCGCCAAGCGCACGCACCGCGCCCUCCUGUUCUGCCAGCAGAGAGGCCUGCUGCCCCCGAGCAAUGCUGCCCUGGUGGUGUCUGGAGGAGUUGCCAGCAACUUCUACAUCCGGAAAGCUCUGGAAAUCGUAGCAGACGCCACCCAGUGCGCACUGCUGUGCCCUCCCCCCAGACUGUGCACCGACAACGGCGUGAUGAUCGCGUGGAACGGGAUCGAGAGACUGCGUGCCGGCGUGGGCAUUCUGUACGACGCGGAAGGCGUCCGCUAUGAACCCAGAUGUCCUCUGGGGGUGGAUAUAUCCAAAGAAGUGGGAGAAGCCGCCAUAAAAGUUCCACGAUUAAAAAUGAAGAUUUGAACCCGGCUGGCAUGGCUCAGUGGUUGGCAGUCGACCUAUGAACCAGGAGGUCACAGUUCAAUUGCUGAUCAGGGCACAUGCCCUGGUUGUGGGCUCAUCCCCAGGAGGGGGUGUGCAGGAGGCCACCAAUCAUUGGUGUUUCUAUCU
This is a messenger RNA of Pipistrellus kuhlii (Kuhl's pipistrelle), 2053 nucleotides long. It is a transcript of the gene OSGEPL1, whose product is annotated as O-sialoglycoprotein endopeptidase like 1. The transcript has 8 exons. Gene Ontology annotation, cellular component: mitochondrion. Gene Ontology annotation, biological process: tRNA threonylcarbamoyladenosine modification. Lineage: Eukaryota; Metazoa; Chordata; Mammalia; Chiroptera; Vespertilionidae. The coding region runs from base 662 to 1906 and encodes 414 amino acids. The record is from RefSeq and is a predicted model, not a curated record.